GGCCCAAUUAUUUUUAAAAAGGUUAUCCCCUAAUCAGGAACCAACGCUCCCUACGUUCUAACUGACCAGCACCACCGACCAUCUUCACUCAUCCUAUCCCUCAUUGCUCGCGUAGUAGCCGGACGUCCCUCCGUCCAUCGCCAACAAUGGCGUAGUCUUCUUCCGCGCGCACCUCUUCGACACGUUGUCUGCUGCAUCUGGACGCUGGAAAAAUCUCUGAUUGCCGUUGUUCCGACUCACUACUCAGCUAGACAGUUCUGAAGACAUCAACACCACUUUGGCACCAAAAAUAUCUUAUUGCAGACAAGAUUGAAGAUUUUUAUUGCUCAAUUUGACUGGCUGUGAUGUUCUCAAUCUCCCGCUACUGUGCUAAUGGCUUCAAUGCGUCCAAUAAACUCAUCGUUAUGCGUUGCUCUGAAGCAUCACCGAUUACUCUGGCCAAUGGAAAUGUAGAACUGCGCUCUGUUGAGAGAAAUGAGAUUCGCCUUGGCUUGCCUAGCAAAGGUCGAAUGGCUGUGGAGACUCUUGAUCUUCUCAAGGACUGCCAAUUGUCAGUGAGACAAGCAAAUCCAAGGCAGUACGUUGCCGCAAUUCCUCAGCUCUCAAACGUAGAAGUUUGGUAUCAACGGCCAAAAGAUAUCGUGCGGAAGUUGAUUUCUGGGGAUUUGGACCUUGGUAUUGUUGGGUUAGACACAGUUUUUGAAUACGGACAGGAGAAUGAAGAUCUUAUUAUAGUCCAUGAUGCUCUUGAGUAUGGUGAUUGCCGAUUGUCUCUAGCUAUACCACAGUAUGGAAUUUUCGAGAAUGUAAACUCAUUGAAGGAGCUAACAGAAAUGCCACAUUGGACACCUGAGAGACCUUUGAGAGUAGCUACAGGAUUCACAUAUAUGGGACCCAAGUUUAUGAAUGAAAGUGGAUUGAAACACGUAACCUUUUCAACUGCGGACGGAGCACUUGAGGCAGCUCCAGCAAUGGGAAUAGCUGAUGCAAUUGUGGACCUUGUGAGCAGUGGAACAACAUUGAGAGAAAACAAUCUUAAAGAGAUUGAAGGUGGAGUCAUCUUGCAAAGUCAGGCUGUCUUUAUUGCUAGCAGGAAUUCAUUGAUGCAGCGUAAGGGUGUACUAGACAUAACACAUGAAAUGCUUGAAAGGUUGGAGGCUCAUUUACGGGCUUCGGGUCAAUUCACAGUAACUGCCAAUAUGAGGGGAAGUUCAGCACAGGAAGUAGCUGAGCGUGUGUUGAGCCGAAAUUCCUUGUCAGGUUUGCAGGGACCCACAGUAAGUCCAGUAUUUUGCAAACGAGAUGGUCGAGUAAUGCCGGAUUACUAUGCAAUUGUUAUUUGUGUCCCAAAGAAUGCAUUGUACAAGUCUGUGCAGGAGCUGAGGGCGGUUGGAGGCAGUGGUGUUCUGAUUUCCCCAUUGACAUACAUUUUCGAUGAAGAAACUCCUAGAUGGCGUAAGCUUCUCUCCAACUUGGGCCUCUAAGUGUUUCUGUUAUGUGUAUUAAAGGUUGUUGCAUCCUUCAGAGCAUGUCCCACUCAACCUGGUAACCUAUCUACAUGAGAAAAAGAACUCCAGAAGUUGGAUUCUUUUUUUUUGGGUACCCAUUUGCUGUAUUUUUUCGCAUAUUUAUUAUGUAAUUGAAACUAGUUCUGUAACAUUGUCUUAGGGAAACUGUGGGUAUUGUUGUGUUUCCAAUAUUCUCCUCUGUGCAUUAAUUUGACAAUGACUUAUUAUUUAAAUCUGAAUAAGUUAUUCGAGGCUACUACUUUGCCAUAUUGGUCAUAGUACACUACUUUAUUCUUGCUAUGCUACUAUAAACAGGGGAAAUUGAAAUAAUGAAAGAAUGAG
Messenger RNA from Cuscuta epithymum, 1850 nucleotides. Lineage: Eukaryota; Viridiplantae; Streptophyta; Magnoliopsida; Solanales; Convolvulaceae. The record is from the annotation of a GenBank genome assembly.